UGCACCUGAUGGUUCUAAACCCGUGCGUCGACACCUCCGAGCCCUGUCCCCUGACGGGGACCCAGAGCUGGCACUCUGCUCUGGCCGCCUUCUACUCAGCCACUGGCAACCUGGCUCACAUAGUCAUGGCUGUCCAGUUUCCGGGCAGCGCAAACUGGACAGAGGCUCACGUCAACGCCCUGGUCGAGAAGGCUCGCUUCGUGCGCUGGGCCAAGCUGAGGGGCGUGGCGAUCAAGGGAGACUGGACGGCAAACACGUCUGCGCCAUUGCUUCAGGCGCUCACUGACUACGAGGCGCCCCGAAACGACUUUCUCGACUGGCCUGCUAAGUCCAAGCCAUGAACGCGCACGCGCGGCCGUUUGACUGUGUGCGCUGGCAUGCCAUGUGACACGAGACGCAAUAUGGUGUUCAACGCGGGCUACACG
Molecule: messenger RNA, 425 nt
Organism: Dermacentor silvarum
Lineage: Eukaryota; Metazoa; Arthropoda; Arachnida; Ixodida; Ixodidae
Exons: 3
Coding region: 9-341 (110 amino acids)
Source: RefSeq, a predicted model, not a curated record